This is a messenger RNA of Bombina bombina (fire-bellied toad), 6548 nucleotides long. RefSeq names its product dicer 1, ribonuclease III (gene DICER1). Gene Ontology annotation, biological process: apoptotic DNA fragmentation; siRNA processing; pre-miRNA processing. Gene Ontology annotation, molecular function: DNA binding; protein binding; ATP binding. The transcript has 29 exons. The coding region runs from base 374 to 6124 and encodes 1916 amino acids. Gene Ontology annotation, cellular component: nucleus; cytoplasm; RISC complex. The record is from RefSeq and is a predicted model, not a curated record. Lineage: Eukaryota; Metazoa; Chordata; Amphibia; Anura; Bombinatoridae.
GGUCGGGCCCGUUCUGCGCCGCACUUUCCUCUUAGAAGCCGUGUUUCAGAACCCGACAGCGGGUUGCUUUAUUGUAUACAUCGAGCCGAGCAUGGGGGAGGAGCCCGACAGCCCGGCCACAUAGACACACCAUACAGGAAGCAGGCAGCAGACCCCUGGCACCGACUUCACCUGCUGGUUGCCAAGGGUGAGUUACCGAUUUUUGGAAUCUCUAGCAAUGCGACAGAGACCCAUGAAGACUAAGAUUUGAUUAUCUACAUGCAGAUAUGGUGUCACAGUGCCGUUCAUCAGUCAGUCGUUCAAAAAUCUCUGCUAUUGAAACGUGAGCUGCGCAGAAGGAAAAUUGCAAUGAUCUAAUUCACUGGAUGUAUGAAUGCCCGGCAUUAUGCAGUCUCUCAGCAUGGCAGGCCUGCAACUUAUGACCCCUGCCUCAUCACCAAUGGGCCCCUUCUUUGGGUUGCCAUGGCAACAAGAAGCCAUUCAUGAUAACAUUUAUACCCCAAGGAAAUAUCAGAUUGAACUGCUGGAAGCUGCAAUGGAUCACAAUACUAUAGUUUGUUUGAACUCUGGCUCAGGGAAGACUUUUAUUGCAGUACUACUCACUAAAGAGCUGUCUUACCAGAUACGUGGAGAUUUUAACAGUGAUGCUAAGAGGACAGUAUUUUUGGUCAACUCUGCUAAACAAGUUGAUCAUCAAGUGUCUACGAUCAGGACUCAUUCUGAUUUAAAAGUGGGGGAAUAUUCAGACAUAGAACUAGCAGAAAGCUGGACAAAAGAGAAAUGGAACCAAGAGUUUGUAGAUCGUCAGGUAUUGGUCAUGACGUGCCACAUAUUCUUAAAAGUUCUGAAAAACGGAAUCUUAUCUUUGUUGAAAAUUAACUUGUUGGUAUUUGACGAAUGUCAUCUUGCAAUCCAGGAACAUCCAUAUCAGGAAAUCAUGAAGAUCUGUGAGAGUUCCCAGACUUGUCCUAGAAUCUUGGGAUUGACUGCUUCAAUAUUGAACGGGAAAUGUGAUCCUUUUGACCUGGAAGAGAAGAUCCAGAAACUGGAGAGAAUUCUGAAGAGUAAUGCAGAAACUGCAACAGAUCUAGUUGUUUUAGACAGAUAUGCGUCUCAGCCAUGUGAAAUUGUUUUGGAUUGCGGAUCAUUCAUCGAUAAAAGUGGACUUUAUCAAAGACUUUUAAGUGAAGUGGAUGAUGCACUUCAUUUUCUUGAUGACUGUAAUAUUUCUUCACUAUCACGAGAAAGAGAUUCUAUAUUAAUUUCUAAACAGAUUCUGUCAGACUGUAGAGCAGUUCUUUUGGUUCUGGGUCCGUGGUGUGCCGAUAAAGUUGCAGGAAUGAUGGUGAGAGAGCUACAGAAAUACAUAAAACAUGAGCAGGAGUUGCUGCACAGGAAAUUCCUACUGUUUACAGACACUAUUUUAAGGAAAAUCCAUGCUCUCUGUGAAGAGCACUUCUCACCUGCCUCACUUGAUCUGAAAUUUGUCACCCCUAAAGUCAUAAAAUUGCUAGAGAUUCUGCGGAAAUACAAACCUUAUGAGCGGCAGCAAUUUGAGAGUGUCGAGUGGUAUAACAAUAGGAAUCAGGAUAACUAUGUGUCUUGGAGCGAUUCUGAGGAGGAUGAUGAUGAAGACGAAGAGAUUGAGGAAAAAGAGAAAACCGAAACAUGCUUCCCCUCGCCGUUUACAAAUAUUUUAUGUGGCAUCAUCUUUGUGGAAAGACGAUACACAGCAGUUGUUCUCAACAGGUUGAUAAAGGAAGCUGGGAAACAAGACCCUGAACUUGCUUACAUUAGUAGCAACUUUAUAACUGGACAUGGUAUUGGGAAGAACCAGCCACGUAAUAAACAGAUGGAAGUGGAGUUCCGAAAACAAGAAGAGGUUCUUCGAAAGUUCAGAGCGCAUGAGACCAACUUACUCAUAGCUACCAGCAUUGUAGAAGAGGGUGUAGACAUACCAAAAUGUAACUUGGUGGUUCGGUUUGACUUGCCUUCAGAAUACAGAUCCUAUGUUCAAUCUAAAGGAAGAGCGAGAGCUCCCAUCUCAAAUUACAUCAUGUUGUCAGACUCUGAAAGAAUAAAGGAUUUUGAAGAAGAUCUUAAAACAUAUAAAGCAAUUGAAAAGAUUUUGCGAAAUAAAUGCUCCAAAUCCCUGGAUUCUGGGGAAACUGAGUCUGACCCUGUUGUCGAUGAUGAUGAAAUAUUGCCACCCUAUGUGUUGCGACAAGAUGAUGGUAGUCCAAAGGUUACUAUUAACACCGCUAUUGGACACAUCAAUAGGUAUUGCGCUAGGUUACCUAGCGACCCAUUCACUCAUCUUGCUCCAAAAUGUAAAACCCGAGAAUUGAAUGAUGGACAUUUCCGCUCAACACUCUACCUGCCCAUCAACUCUCCUCUCCGUGCUCCCAUUGUUGGACCUUCAAUGAACUGUGCCAGAUUAGCAGAGAGAGCAGUGGCUCUUAUAUGCUGCCAGAAAUUGCAUGAGAUAGGUGAACUAGAUGAUCAUUUGAUGCCAGUUGGAAAAGAAACUGUUAAAUAUGAAGAGGAACUGGAUUUACAUGAUGAGGAAGAAACCAAUGUUCCCGGCAGACCAGGCUCUACAAAAAGAAGGCAGUGCUAUCCUAAAGCUAUUCCAGAAUGUUUGCGGAAUAGCUACCCAAAACCUGGUCAGCCAUGUUAUUUGUAUGUGAUAGGAAUGGUGUUAACCACCCCUCUGCCAGACGAGCUAAAUUUUAGGAGGCGGAAACUGUAUUCCCCUGAAGACACCACCAGAUGCUUUGGAAUUCUCACAGCCAAACCUAUACCUCAGAUUCCUCACUUUCCUGUCUACACCCGUUCUGGGGAAGUGACCAUAUCGAUUGAGCUGAAGAAAUCUGGCUUUUCUCUAAAUUUACAACAACUCGAACUCAUCACUAGACUUCACCAGUAUAUCUUUUCACACAUCCUUCGUCUUGAGAAACCUGCACUAGAAUUUAAACCCACAGCAGCUGACUGUGCUUACUGUGUUCUACCUCUCAAUGUUGUAAAUGACUCCGGCACUUUGGACAUAGACUUUAAGUUUGUGGAAGAUAUUGAAAAAUCAGAAGCACGUACUGGCAUUCCGAAUACUCAAUAUACCCCUGAACGGCCUUUUGUUUUCAAGCUAGAAGAUUACCAAGAUGCAGUUAUCAUUCCAAGAUAUCGUAAUUUUGAUCAACCUCAUCGAUUUUAUGUAGCUGAUGUAUACACUGAUCUUACACCACUCAGUAAAUUCCCUUCCCCAGAAUAUCAAACAUUUGCUGAAUAUUAUAAGACAAAAUAUAACCUUGACCUGACAAACCUCAAUCAACCGCUAUUGGAUGUGGACCACACUUCAUCAAGGCUAAAUCUGUUGACUCCACGCCAUUUAAAUCAGAAGGGGAAAGCUCUCCCUUUAAGCAGUGCUGAAAAAAGAAAAGCCAAGUGGGAAAGUCUGCAAAAUAAACAGAUUUUAGUUCCAGAGCUCUGUGCUAUACAUCCCAUCCCAGCAUCUUUGUGGAGAAAAGCAGUUUGCCUGCCAAGCAUACUUUAUCGCAUACAUUGUCUUCUGACUGCUGAGGAACUGAGGGCCCAGACUGCUAUUGAUGCUGGUGUUGGUGUCAAAAACCUCCCUGAAGAUUUUAGAUUCCCCAACCUGGACUUUGGAUGGAAGAAAUCAAUUGACAGUAAAACAUUAAUCUCCAAUCAAGCCCACUUAUUGGUCGAGAAAGUAAGCGACUGUAUACUCGGCACAAAUGCAGUCCCUGACAAUGCUCCACGUCAAGCUGCUACUACUCAUGGAACCUCCACAAAAAUGAAUGACCAAAUGUCUGUGAACUGCACACUGUCUUGUAAAAAGACUCCUAGUAACCUCCAAGUUGAUCAUGUCUCCGAUCAAAAAGUGAUAAACGGUAUUUCUUGCAAUGGGCUUACAAAUGGUGAUUGUUAUGCAGAGAGUAAUGAGUUUUGCCAAGAAAAUCAGCUUAUUUGCUGCAAACAGGAAAUACCUGUGCAAUCAACUACCUCAUUAUCUGUUCAUAUUAUACCUAAUGAGAACCAGCCAACACCUGUCAGUGAAUGUAGUACAUUGAAUGAAAAACGUUUAGAUGAAAAUUCUAGCAAACCUACCUCAAAUGAGUGCCCCAGCAUGGCUGCAAGCACAUGCACUUCAAAAGUUUGUGUUGUAAAAUAUGAUGGGAAUCAUUCUGAAAAUGGGCCUUCCAACGGGUACUCCUCAAAAACACUUGGCCCUAAUCCUGGUCUUAUCCUUCAAGCCUUGACAUUGUCAAAUGCCAGCGAUGGUUUUAACCUUGAACGUCUAGAAAUGCUUGGUGAUUCAUUUUUAAAACAUGCUAUCACAACUUACCUGUUCUGUACAUACCCAGAUGCCCAUGAAGGUCGUCUGUCAUAUAUGAGAAGCAAGAAAGUCAGUAACUGUAAUCUUUAUCGUCUUGGAAAGAAGAAAUGUUCCCCUAGCCGAAUGGUUGUGUCAAUAUUUGAUCCACCUGUGAACUGGCUUCCUCCUGGAUAUAUUGUAAACCAUGAUAAAGGCACCUCUGAUAAGUGGGAAAAUGAAUUGAUCAAUGAUGAUGUAACUUCUAAUGGAAAAAUUGACGAGGAUUUUGAUGACGAGGAGGAUGAAGAACUAAUGUGGAGAAACCCAAAAGAAGAAAAUGAUUCUGAUGAUGAGUUAAUGGACUAUGAUCAGGAACAUAUAAAAUUCAUUGAUAGCAUGUUAAUGGGAUCCGGGGCAUUUGUGAAGAAAAUUCCUCUUGCUCAUUUCCCUCCACCUGAUCCUAAUUAUGUCUGGAAGACCCCAAAGAAAAUCUCUCUUGGAAAUGCUCAGUUUUCAUCUGAUUUUGAUGAUUUUGACUAUAGCUCUUGGGAUGCUAUGUGUUACUUGGAUCCCAGCAAGGCUGUGGAGGAGGAUGACUUUGUAGUAGGCUUUUGGAAUCCAUCAGAAGAAAACUGUGGUGUUGAUACUGGAAAGCCAUCAAUUUCUUAUGACUUGCAUACAGAGCAAUGUAUUGCAGACAAAAGUAUUGCUGACUGUGUAGAAGCCCUUUUAGGCUGCUAUUUAACCAGCUGUGGUGAGCGAGCAGCUCAGCUUUUUCUUUGCUCUCUGGGGCUAAAAGUACUCCCAGCAAUUAAGACUAAUAAAGGCGAAAACUCAAAAAGGGGUACUUCUGUUUGCGACCAGACAAAUCUUAAGAGAAAACCUGCUGCCAACAACGGAUUCAAUUCUGAGCAGUCACAUUGGAAAGAAGUGGAAUACGGUUAUUUAAAGAUUCCUCCAAGGUGUAUGUUCGAUCACCCUGAUGCGGAAAAAACUCUUGAUCAUUUAAUAUCAGGUUUUGAAAACUUUGAGAAGAAAAUAAGUUACCAGUUUAAAAACAAGGCCUACCUUCUACAAGCUUUUACUCAUGCCUCCUACCACUACAAUACAAUAACUGAUUGCUACCAGCGUUUAGAAUUUCUUGGAGAUGCAAUUUUGGACUACCUCAUAACUAAGCACCUUUAUGAAGACCCCCGGCAGCACUCCCCAGGAGUUCUCACUGACCUGCGAUCUGCACUUGUCAAUAACACCAUAUUUGCAUCGUUAGCUGUGAAAUAUGACUACCACAAGUACUUUAAAGCCGUCUCUCCUGAACUUUUUCACAUUGUAGAUGAUUUUGUGCAAUUUCAGCUAGAAAAGAAUGAAAUGCAGGGCAUGGAUUCUGAGUUGAGAAGAUCUGAAGAAGAUGAAGAGAAAGAAGAGGAUAUAGAAGUUCCAAAAGCAAUGGGGGACAUAUUUGAGUCACUUGCUGGAGCUGUUUACAUGGACAGUGGCAUGUCAUUGGAAACCGUAUGGCAGGUGUACUAUCCUAUGAUGAGACCCCUAAUAGAAAAAUUCUCUGCUAAUGUUCCCCGUUCGCCUGUUCGAGAAUUGCUGGAGAUGGAGCCAGAGACUGCUAAAUUCAGUCCCGCUGAGAGAACGUAUGAUGGGAAGGUACGAGUGACUGUGGAAGUUGUAGGCAAAGGAAAGUUUAAAGGGGUUGGCAGAAGUUACCGAAUUGCCAAAUCCGCAGCAGCCAGAAGAGCACUUAGAAGCCUCAAAGCAAAUCAGCCUCAGGUCCAAAACAGCUGAGUAUUCUCUACUCUCUUCACUGCCGAAAGGGUCUUCAAUGCUGAGCACCAGCCCCUCCUGCAACGCAGAGGUUCUAAUUCUACACAGAAGAAUACAAAAAACAAACACGUUGAGCGAUGAUCUUAAAGACAAAAUGAUAUUUACUCAUAGAGAACAACAAUGAAAGCAUACACAUUUGGGAAACCAACUGGCGCCUAAUGUUCCUCAGUACUCUGCAGCAAAGACCCCAGUAUUUUGUGCAGUCUUAUUUUUGCUCACUUCUUAAUUUAACCACAAGAGUGCUUUAUUUGUAACAUUUUUUAAGUCAUGGAACAGUGUAUGCUUUCUUUUCUCUGUUUUGGUUAGGCUUUGCUCACUUUUAGAUGAGUUGAUGUGUAGAUCUUGUACCUAAAGUCUGUUAGAAAUAUGUGUGUGUGUGUAUGUA